Messenger RNA from Camellia sinensis, 1595 nucleotides. RefSeq names its product peptidyl-prolyl cis-trans isomerase CYP40. Lineage: Eukaryota; Viridiplantae; Streptophyta; Magnoliopsida; Ericales; Theaceae. Gene Ontology annotation, cellular component: cytoplasm. The record is from RefSeq and is a predicted model, not a curated record. Gene Ontology annotation, biological process: protein folding; protein peptidyl-prolyl isomerization. Gene Ontology annotation, molecular function: cyclosporin A binding; peptidyl-prolyl cis-trans isomerase activity; protein binding.
UCUUCACCGCCUCUCAAAUAAGCAUCAUCAACCAUAGCGCCUUGGCUUUUCUCUUGAGUUCAAAAUAAAUAGCGGGGUUUAGGGUUUCUCUCUCUGUUUCUCUGUUUUGUGCUUCAAUUCAAUCUAGAGAGAGAGAGAAUGGCGAACCCGAGGUGCUUCAUGGAUAUAAGCAUUGGAGGAGAGGUGGAAGGGAGGAUAGUGGUGGAGCUCUACAAAGAUGUUGUGCCCAAAACCGCCGAGAACUUCAGGGCUCUCUGUACCGGCGAGAAGGGCAUUGGCCCUAACACCGGUGUUCCCCUCCAUUUCAAGGGAUCAUGUUUUCAUCGCAUCAUUAAAGGCUUUAUGAUACAAGGUGGAGACAUAUCUGCUGGGGAUGGCACUGGUGGUGAAUCCAUCUAUGGCUUGAAAUUUGAAGAUGAAAAUUUUGAGUUGAAGCAUGAAAGAAAAGGAAUGUUGUCAAUGGCUAAUACAAGUCCUAAUACCAAUGGAUCUCAAUUUUUUAUAUCUACCACUCGAACUUCUCAUCUAGAUGGAAAGCAUGUUGUUUUUGGCAAGGUAAUCAAAGGGAUGGGGCUGGUUCGUUCAAUUGAGCAUAUUAAUGCUGGCGACAAUGAUUAUCCCACUCUUGAUGUGAUAAUUGUGGAUUGUGGAGAAAUUCUUGAGGGAGCAGAUGAUGGGGUAUGUAACUUUUUUAAAGAUGGCGAUGCUUACCCUGAUUGGCCAAUUGACCUUGAUGUGAAACCAGAUGAAAUUUCCUGGUGGAUGACCGCUGUAGACUCAAUCAAAGCUUUUGGAAAUGAACAGUAUAAGAAACAAGACUAUAAAAUGGCUCUUAGGAAGUAUUGUAAGGCUCUGCGCUACUUGGAUGUAUGCUGGGAGAAGGAAGACAUUGAUGAAGAGAAAAGCUCAUCCUUGAGGAAGACAAAGUCUCAGAUAUUUACAAAUAGCUCUGCCUGCAAAUUGAAAUUAGGAGAUUUGAAAGGAGCAUUGUUGGACACAGAGUUGGCAAUGCGUGACGGAGAAGAUAAUGUGAAAGCUUUAUUCCGCCAAGGCCAGGCAUUCAUGGCACUUAAUGAUGUAGAUGGUGCGGUUGAAAGUUUCGGGAGAGCAUUGGAGUUGGAGCCAAAUGAUGGUGUUAUAAAGAAAGAGCUUGCUGCUGCAAAGAAGAAGAUUGCUGGUAGACGUGAUCAGGAGAAAAAGGCUUACUCAAGAAUGUUUCAAUAGAGUUCAGGCUGCUCUGGUAUGAAUAGUUUGAUUCUCAAUCUUCAGGUACACUUGCUAGGUCAUACGGUCUCUGGUUCAGGCUUUUAUGUACGUGCAGUCUUUGAUUGGCUUUAGGAGGCCUCAGUUUAAUUAUACAGGUUUUGUUGGAGAGCAAUGAAAGGUUUCCAGAUCUUCUUGAGAGACCCAAAGCUUGAACCAAAUUUUGUCUGAGACCUUUUUUUAUUUGUCAUGUAAAGCUAGUUGUAGCAUACUUCAUUGCAAGCUGAAAUUAUUUGUAAGAUUUGAUGACUACAUUUGAAUCAUUGAAACAAUCUUGUACAAGAAAAGUUUUGAUUUCGAACAAAAAUGGAUGGAUUCUUUUUCUUGACUAA